GUCUGAACAAGAAACUUAGUAGCAGGUUUAGCUAGGUAAGCGGAACCAUCACCACGAGUAGAGCUGCACAACGCGCUCUAUUGUCAACGUUCGCCCGAAGAAGCUAUCUCAUCGUUGUGCACCUUUUGAUACAUUAUAACUAUUAUCUUCAUUCUACGCGCAUAGAUCUAAUCUCCUCAACACUGGGCAUAUUAACUACAGAAUCCUACGGCAAAAAAUGACAGCGACGGAGACGAGAAACCCCAACAAGCAGCAAAACAGAGAUGCUGUGGUGGCGGAAACGUCUACGAGAGAUGAUGUUUUUGAUGAUAGUUAUAAAGCAAAAGAGGGCCCUAAACCGCCGAUGAGACUGGUGUGGAGAAACAUCAUAUUAAUGAUUUUAUUACAUACUGGAGCGUUUUAUGGACUGAUGCUCGUGCCCUCCGCUUCGACCCUAACUCUGGCUUGGACUGUUGUGUGCUUCUUGCUCAGUGCCCUGGGUAUAACUGCAGGGGCUCACCGCCUCUGGAGUCACAAGUCCUACAAGGCCUCCACCCCUCUCCGAGUCUUCCUGGCCCUUGCCAACUCAAUGGCCUUCCAGAACGACAUUUACGAGUGGGCGAGGGACCACCGGGUUCACCACAAGUACUCCGAGACGGACGCAGACCCCCACAAUGCACUGCGGGGCUUCUUCUUCGCUCACAUUGGCUGGCUGCUCGUCCGCAAAAACCCUGAAGUGAUCGAGAAGGGCAAGAAGCUGGAGCUGACAGACCUGAAGGCAGAUAAAGUAGUCAUGUUCCAGAGAAAGUACUACAAGCUGUCUGUGGUCCUGCUGUGUUUCCUGGUGCCCAUGUGGGUGCCCUGGUACCUGUGGGGUGAGUCCCUGUGGGUGGGCUACUUCAUCCCGGGCCUCAUGCGGUACACCCUGGUGCUGAACGCUACCUGGCUGGUCAACUCUGCAGCUCACAUGUGGGGCAACCGACCCUACGACCAUAACAUCAACCCCAGUGAGAACCGUUUCGUGGCCUUUAGUGCCAUCGGCGAGGGCUUCCACAACUACCACCACACCUUCCCCUUCGACUACGCCACCAGUGAGUUCGGCAUUAAAAUGAACAUCACCACCGCCUUCAUAGACCUCAUGUGUUUCCUGGGUCUGGCCAAGGACUGCAAGAGGGUGUCCCGCGACCUUGUCUCAGCCCGCGCCCAGCGAACAGGUGACGGCAGCCACAAGACUGGCUGAGUAAUGUUGUCUCAACCAUCUCAAACCGUUACGGACUCGAUGCGACUGAUACCAGAUACGAUAACAGGCUAAACCAAUGAAAGAAUGUAGCUGUAGUAAAUUGCAGUAUUGAUGAUGGAGUUAGUAGUGCUGCAGUUAGUAGUGAUCAGACCAUGGUCCAUUGAUGUCUCUGCUUCUGUAUUAUGAGUUAAAAACCUAUACUUGAGUUCCUCCGAUUAAUAUUGGCUUUAAAACGGUCCUAGACCUUUCAGUAAAGUGUUUAUAUUUUAUUUUCUGUUUUUGAAAUGAAUGAUGCGUGAGGUGAGUAUUAGCCAAAGUGAUCUAAUGGCUUGGCUAAGCUAGGCAUGUUAGCACAGAUUUAAAGAGUCUAAGUCACUUGAUCGGUGGAUAAACCUGAAGCGGCGAUGGAUGCCGUAAUGCGUGAAACUAUUACACCAACCAAACUACCUGCCUGUGCCAUCUGCACCAACAAUGAAGAUGGGAGAACAUUAACCUCUAAUUUAUUCAUGAGCUAUUAUUAAUUAACCCUCUGUGGCACUUUUGAAAUUGUGAGAAAAAAAAAAGUUAGAGGUUUCUUCACAUUUAGUCUAAGUAGGUGAAAUUUGUUUUGAUCAUUUCGAUUUCAAUUCGGGCUGAAUUGGAUCUACAUGUCGGGAUCAAUCUUUCUAUCAGUCGCGCUUUGUUGACAUUCAUUCCAUAAGCGUGGGAGAAGUCCAACUUUUGUCAAAAGUUUACAUUUACGUUUAAGAUUAAAUUUAAGUUUUAUAUUUAAGAUUAUUUGUUUUAUUUUAUUAAGCCACCCUACUUCAGUCUUAUUUUACUAUAAGCUGCUGUGUUGAAACAGCCCUACUUACUUCUAAGUCAACAUACUGUUGAGCUGUCAUUAUAUACCAGACCAUAUUCGAAAUAGGCUGGCGUAGAAGUGCAGUUAUGUGGCAGCGUUACAUAUUAAUGCACCAGUUGUCUCCUCCUGUCCAAGUUGUUCUUCACAGGAGAUUAUUUCCUCCUUGUAGAAGAGGAUGAAGGUAUCAGAUCUCAAAUUGCACCCUAUUCCCUAUAUAGUGCACUACUUUUGACCAGGGCCCAAUGUGGGUGAUUUAUACCUUUGGAUAUUGUGUGGGGGCGAAGGUGCCUGUGACUUCAGUCGGAUGGUCGAACAGAAGCCUGGUUGGGUUUUUUUUCUCCCAUCCUGCUUCAGAGACACCUCUGCACUGAAACGUAGUUAAAACACAUACUCUGAUCAGUCUUUAUUAUACAAAGGAAUACUUGUUUGUAUUUAUUUUUUACUCUUACUGCAGCUGAAGUUAAGAGUAAGGGACUUCUGUCUCCCUUAUCCAAUAGGACAAGGUGAAUGAAAGCGGUUUUGAGAGCAUUUGCAUACGCGUCUCUCGAUAACUUGAAUUCAAUUAUUUAGUCAGGACUCUCGCCCAAGAUGCCUUAUGGAAGUAAUGUUAUGUACUUUGCACACUUAGUAGAUGCGGACAUGUCUAGAAAAAGAUGGAUGCAACGGGAGGGAAAGAAGGAGCCAGAGGUUUAGUUAACUUACAAUUGAUGUCCAAUCAAAUUAACACUCUAGGAGUGAGGGGGAAUUCUACUUUCGAGUAAUGAGAAAAAAUUGAAUUUGAAUAUUUGCUUUGGAACUGUGGUUGCGUUAUUUAAUGACUGUCUCAAUAUCUAUAUAGGAGAGCGCUAAAGUAACGGAAAGCACUUAUUUAACUCGAAAGUAAAAGGAAAAACUGUGUGCUUUGCAUCUUUGGGAUAUUCUGGAAAGUAUAAGAAGAUUCUGAGAGAUUUAGAUUACAUUUUUGCAUAAUAGUUAAACAAAUGUGAUGUUUGGCUCUGAAGAAACAAGAUUCCAGAUUAGUUAUGAACUCAUUAAUGAAAUUGUAAUAAUAUUUGUCACACUUUGGUCUACCUUUUUCAGUGCAAUUAUUUUGUGCAGUGUUAACUUCUUGAAGUCUGAAUGCCUUAAAAAAAACUGCAGCAUUUUUUCUAAGAAUGUUUUACCAACUGUAUGUACCGUAAAUAAACCAAAUUUUCUACAUGUUGAAAAGUAUGUUCUGCUGUCUGUUUUGUUGUAAUUCUGUAAUAUUUCCAUUCCUAAUUGAAUAAAAGACAAGUCAUUGUCUUACCAUUUA
This is a messenger RNA of Coregonus clupeaformis (lake whitefish), 3357 nucleotides long. Its product is annotated as acyl-CoA desaturase. Gene Ontology annotation, biological process: response to fatty acid; unsaturated fatty acid biosynthetic process. The record is from RefSeq and is a predicted model, not a curated record. NCBI's taxonomy places the organism in Eukaryota, Metazoa, Chordata, Actinopteri, Salmoniformes, Salmonidae. The transcript is spliced from 6 exons. Bases 218 to 1219 code for a protein of 333 amino acids. Gene Ontology annotation, cellular component: endoplasmic reticulum membrane. Gene Ontology annotation, molecular function: palmitoyl-CoA 9-desaturase activity; iron ion binding; stearoyl-CoA 9-desaturase activity.